Molecule: messenger RNA, 1650 nt
Organism: Cyphellophora attinorum
Lineage: Eukaryota; Fungi; Ascomycota; Eurotiomycetes; Chaetothyriales; Cyphellophoraceae
Product: Thiamine transporter
Exons: 9
Coding region: 1-1650 (549 amino acids)
Biological process (GO): nucleobase transport; transmembrane transport
Cellular component (GO): plasma membrane
Molecular function (GO): nucleobase transmembrane transporter activity
Source: RefSeq, a predicted model, not a curated record
AUGUCUUUCAAAGCGUUCUUGAAGAAGCUUGAAGUCAAACCCAUUGACGACGAGUACGAGAGUCUCGAGACCACCCGGUGGGGCAACAGAGACACGUACCCUAUACCACACGCCAAGCGAACUUAUGGGUGGCUCGCUUUUUGGGCAUUCUCCUCCUGGACAAUCGGAAGCUCGCUGAUCGGAAUCGGCCUGACCGCAGGACAGGCGAGCGGUGUUGUGCUCGUUGGCUGCGUCAUUGCAUCUAUCAGCGCCUUCCUCAACGGCGGGCCGGGGUGCAUCCAUCACCUCGGUUAUGGCACUCUUGCACGGAGUGCUUUCGGACUCUGGGGCUCAUACUUCGUCAUCAUGCUCAACGUCUUUCAGUCGUUCGUCUUCUAUGGAACCCAGAUGUACUUCGGCGGGAUGGCAAUUGUGAUCAUGCUAAAUACAUGGUCUGAAAGCUUCUUGCGAAUGAAGAACACAUUGCCGGAUAGCGCAGGCAUCACGACACCUCAACUUAUCGGCUUCGUGCUCUUUAUCUUUGUGUACUUCCCAAUCAUAUACUGGGUGCCGCCUCACGAGGUUCAGAAGUAUCUGAAGGCGAAUCUCAUCAUCAGCUCCGCCACUCUGUUCGGCAUCAUGGGCUGGGCUAUCGCCCAGAAUGGCGGCCGCGUUGGAGACCUGGUUUCUCCUCAGGUCGAUGUACCAUCGGGACAGGUCGGCUUCCUUAUGGUGCAGGGCAUUUCGUCAAUCGCGGGCACAUAUGCUGGUGGCUCGGACCGAGUCUCUGACUGGACUCGCUAUGCGAAGACCAGGCAUUCGCCCACCUUGGCUCAGCUUACUGCCCUGCCUGUCACGGUCACGUUGUUCGCCUUGGUCGGUAUCAUUUCGACCUCUGCCUUUGCUCCGACUCUGGGGACUUUUCAAUGGAAUCCUCUGAUCGCCAUACAGCAGCUCCAGGCACAAAACUACUCUGCAGCCAUGCGGGCAGGUACCUUUUUUGCCGGAUUCGGCUUGCUAUUUGUUAUUGUGUUCAUCAACUACACACAGAAUUGUGUCUCCAGCGGUAUGGAUUUGGCCAUGCUCGUGCCCAAGUACAUAUCUCGCCGUCGGGGCAGCAUGAUCUUUGCUGUGCUGGGAGUCCUUGCGAAUCCAUGGAGAUUCCUCACUCAAGCUAGCACAUUCAUCACCGUGCUGUCGAGCUUCGGUGUCUUCAUGAGCCCUGCUGCAGCAAUUUUGGUCUGCGACUUUUGGGUUGUGAGACGCACCAAGUGGAAUAUCCCUGACCUCUACCGGCCAGGUGGAAUAUACUGGUUCUGGAAUGGCGUGAAUUGGAGAGCCUUCACAGCCUACUUCCUCGCUAUGACUUGGGCUCUGCCAGGGUUUGUGAUGGCGAUAGGAGGACAAGACAAAUACAGCUUUGGCCAGACCUGGUUCAGAUUAUACCAAGUCUCCUUCUUCUCUGGCUAUGGCUUGGCUUUCGUGAUCUUUUGGAUACUGAACCUGGCAUUCCCACCACCUGAGCUAGGAAGACAGGUGGACAUCGAUGUGAGCACGAUGCUUACACCAGGAGUAGACCCUAUUGGCCAUGGCCGGUCUGUCGAGGGCAAGUCUGAUUCUGAGGUCGAGGCCAAUGACACAGAGAAAGGGUUUCGGGAGAGCGUUGUAUAA